This is a messenger RNA of Scophthalmus maximus (turbot), 1305 nucleotides long. Its product is annotated as acetylcholinesterase collagenic tail peptide-like. The coding region runs from base 76 to 990 and encodes 304 amino acids. Lineage: Eukaryota; Metazoa; Chordata; Actinopteri; Pleuronectiformes; Scophthalmidae. The record is from RefSeq and is a predicted model, not a curated record. The transcript has 15 exons.
UUUUUUUUCGUGAGUUUUUGAAAAUCAAUCUUGAUACGUGGAGACAUUCGUCCAGUUCCUUCAGGGAGAGAAGAGAUGCUGACUCUGGUUCUGGGAUGGACUGCCUUGCUCAGCGGCUUCCGUCCGGCUGCUCCGUUCGUUAGCGCCAAGUUUCCAUCCAGCAGAGACGACAGGAAGUGUCAAGUCUUCAUCCCUCCUCCUCUUCCUCCUCCGAUGUUUCCUCCGUUAACAUGGAAACCAGUGCUGAUGGUUGAUAUUACACAUCACAUCACAGGAGCGAGAGGGGAAAAGGGCUGCAGAGGAACCAGGGGACCCAAGGGCGAACCCGGAGCGACGGGUCCAGAGGGAGAACUGGGAUCACAAGGAGUCCUGGGACAUCCUGGAGAAAAGGGACAGAAGGGCGGCAGAGGCUGGAGGGGUCUGUACGGAGACAUCGGCACUCCAGGGAUGAUCAAGGGCAGUAAGGGCUACAGAGGAUCCAGGGGUGAUAAAGGGGUGAAAGGAAAGCGAGGACGCGGCGGAGAGACGGGCGAGUGUGGCGUCGCCGGAGCGCCAGGAGAGAAGGGCGACCUGGGCCUGAGGGGGGAUCCGGGCCUGAGGGGCGAGCAGGGACCCCGAGCAGAUCCUGGAGGCAGAGGCCCCAUGGGGCUGAAGGGAACUCGUGGUCCCCCGGGGAACCUGGGUCGUCCCGGUCCAGCGGGACCACUGGGUCGGACCGGAGACACUGGACGACCGGGACAAGUGUACGUCCUGUCAGGUCAGCAGGGAGACACAGGCAGCCGCGGUCCGUCCGCCAAGUGUGACUGUUCACAGGUUCGAACCCCACAGAGAGGGUUGGACAGAGUCCAGACGGUCUUUGUUGCCGACGGGGAGCGACAGAUGCGGAGGCUGCGGGGGGAGAACGUGAUGGUGCUGCGAACAGACCGACGAGCUCUGUACAUCUACUCUGAGUCGCAGUGGAUCAACGUCCUGGACGACCCCCGGCACUGACCCCCGACCCCUGGCACUGACCCCUGACCUCAGUCUGGACACCUGUCUCACAACCUGUCUCACAUCACCACCACUGAAGUGCCCUUGAGCAGCGACGCUUCAUCUGACCUGAUGCAUAUUGCUCAGAUUGUGUUUGUACUGGGCAUAUUACUGAUAUCAUAUUUCAAUGAUUCUGAACCAAUGUGAUUCACGCAUGCAUGGACCCGUCACUCUUUUAUGUUAUGACUGUAAAAGACAGUAUUUAUUGAAGGUAUGUGCCGCCGCAGUGAUGCAGCUCCGACGUGGAUCAAUAAAAAAACUGAUCACUGUCUCCUG